This is a messenger RNA of Nakaseomyces glabratus, 1470 nucleotides long. It is a transcript of the gene TDA11, whose product is annotated as Tda11p. The record is from RefSeq and is a predicted model, not a curated record. Lineage: Eukaryota; Fungi; Ascomycota; Saccharomycetes; Saccharomycetales; Saccharomycetaceae.
AUGGACCAGAAGUUCGACGAGUUUAUAGCGCAGACAGAGUCAGAGGCGGAGAUUGACACGAGCUCGAGGUAUACCACUGGAUCAAUCUCACCCCAGUUUGCGUCUCCUACAAAGUUUAAAAACGUUUUACCGCAUGAAACAGAUACACAGACAGGUCAGAGAAAUCGAGUAGCAGAGCACCAACAUGUACCGAAGUCGUUACUUAAUGCGAGCGUCGAAGAGAGCCACAACCACCCUUUGAAAGAGGACAAAUCUGAAUCACGCCAAAGGCAAGUGUCGGUUUCCAAUUCGAAUCCCAGCUCCAAAGGUAUGGUUAACAAAAGGAGGUCAUUGAUACAACCAAUGAUGGUGCCUACUACACCUGAGACUGAUCGCACACGUCCGCAGUCUCAAAGCAACGUGGCUUCCGGAAACUCAGCUAAUAAGAACAAUCUACAUCCAGAUACAAAUCACGGUAUUGAUAUAAACGCUACCACACAGACACCUUCAUCUAUGUCCAUGGGUAAUCCUAAAUUCAGUGAAAACUUUGCGUCAUUGGCGCCAUCUAGUAAGAGGAAUUCCAUGCAUUCUAGAACAAGCAGCUCACAAUCCAUGGCCAUUGACUCCAGUCUAGGAGGAAGUAUGGAUGUCAAUGCACUGCUGCAAAGCCUAGCUAAUAAGGAGCUGGAGUUACUGGAAUGCAAGAGGAAGAUCGACGACCUAAAAAAACAGUUGCAUAUGGAGGAGAAUAUUUACCAGAACAAGGCAAAUGAGUUACAAGAGUUGAAGAACAAGGUAAGCAAGAAUAUUAACGUCUCUGGCAGCAAUCAACCAGUAUUCAAUAAAACUUCUACUACAGGCCGGAAGAACAGCAGAGAAUCUUCUCGAAGGAAUACUCAUGUAACACCAGUUAAGACUACAAGAAAUGAUAUUAGACAAGAUACAUCUCUGAACCAAGAUAUGGAGAACACUGAUGAUAACAAGCAAUCUAUGUGGAGCAAACCGUUAGCAUUAUUUAACCAGGUUGAUCAAAUAAUACAACAAGAACUUGAAAGGACAUUAAAUUGGGAUGAGCCUCCGACACCAGUAGAAGAAACAGAAGAGAACCAAGAAGGCGAUAAAAGUGUAUCGAAAUCAUUAUGGAGUUUUGUGUCCGAUUUGAAAACUGGUUUACUUGGCAUUGAAGAAGAAGAAGAUGGGCAUCAUACACAACAAAGUAAUUCAAAUGUUAAUAGGCCGAAAAAUACUCAUGGGCAAGUGAUGGACAAUAGAAAACACGCAAAUGAAGACAUAAACUUAUCCAUAAAAGAAUUUAAGACCACGAAGAAACAUCUUGACGAUAAUUCUGAUACUCACUUGAAGCAAAGAAGUGGAAGAACCGCUGUCAGAAAGACGAAAUCUGGUAAUAAACUAAAUUUUGUUGAUGAUUCGGACGAUGGUGACAGCACUUUGGAGGCAGAUAUGGUGGAGAUGGGAUCAUUUUCUAGGUAG